AUUCUUUCAUCACCCGAGAUCAAGCUCACAAAUAUUACAAUCAGUUCAAACUAAGUUUACUUUCAUGAAUGUGAUAAAGAGAAUACGAUAUUUUGUAAACGCUUACGAAAUAUCCGUGAAAUUACACUUUUAACUGUCAAAAACACAACAGUGGGAUUGAAAACCACCGCACGAGCAUUCCAGUCUGUAUUUUUAUCUUGAAGGUUCUACACAUUAUGUUGUUUCAUCAGCGUCAAAUCCUGACAGCUACAUAACCUUUCUGAAAAUGAAAUGGGCCCCCCAUGGAGAGAUAUUAGGCAUUCAAUGUACCUAAUGGCAAUAUAAAUGAUGGUGAACUGGCAUUAUCAAACAGUGCCGAUGUUUACGUGACAGGGUAAGAUAUCAAUAAUUCAACUUUAUAACUGGCGAACUGGCAAACGGCUGCAGGCGGUUAAACUCGACGAGCACAUUAAGACAAGCUUCCAGACAACGAGGAUGAAACUUUAUUUCUACCUCACCGUGUUUAACAUCGUCUUAAUAAACACUCAAAAGACAAGCAAUUACUCGUCGGUUGAUGUUUAUGGGCCCUACUUCACCGACCUGCUCACCGCUGUGGAAAAUGUGUCCUUGAACGCAGUUCUUCAUACGACUACCAGCCUGUCCAUUCUCCACUGCAAUGAGUUCUGCAACGGUACAACGGUCACAAAGAUCGUAGACCGCGGGUGCUCGUCAUCCAUCCCCAUCUGCAAAACAUGUCGUUGUGAUACUGACUGUGAAGAAUAUGGCGAUUGUUGUCCAGACGAGAGCUUCAAUAUGACGAUGACAAGGGAAAAUAGACAUGUUUGUGUCAGUGGAAUAAAUAAACAAUAUUCCGUCAGUGGUCCCAACACUGGAUACUACAUAAUAACUACAUGUCCGGAUGAAUCCAGUCGCAAUAUGUCUGCUUCCCAGAUAUCAGAAGACUUUUCUCCAGUGACAUCGACGACAACAAAUAUCACGUACUUGAAUGAAAAUAUCGCCGAAUGUUAUGGCGAUAAUAUUAUCAUCCGAUGGGGAAAGGAAAAUGCAUGUGACAAGAACUCAUAUAAGCCAAACACCAACGACAGCUCAACAGCCUGUCUGACUUUUCAUCCACCAUCUGAUCCACUACCCAGACCCUGUGACACUAAUUUCGCUGAUGAACAGUACAUAGACUCGUGUAACCAGACAGGGUUGUGGGAUGGUUCCUUCUCUGAGAUAGCCGAGGAGCAGUGUAGACAUGGAAUCUAUUACCCAGUUGCUACGGGAACGUACGCAUUCAAGAACAUAUUUUGUUACAUGUGCAAUGGACAUUCACCUGUUCGCUGCGUAAUCUUAAGAGAUUUUACUCAAAGGACACUCGUGUGUACAAAUUGUGACAGACGAAGGUGUAAGGAAUAUGAGUGGCAUGAUUGGAUCAAGAACGAGUGCCGUGCCAUGGACUGUCGAUCAGGGUACUAUCUGAAGGGUGGAAAAUGUCAGUUAACAGAUGUCGGAUUGUCCAGAGUUGAGUACCAAUCUGCAGUCCUCUUUUGGCCAACUGGAAACAACACAUCCGACCCAAGACUUCAAGACUGGAAUUUCAUCGAGCCAAUGGUUGUCCGUAAUUUACCAUUAGUUGCAGAGCAGUAUAAUAUGACCUAUUAUAUGCUUUCUGUUUAUGAACUUGUGUACAUUAACAUUGAUAAUAGUUCCAAACGUGUCAAUGUGCCAUCGUUUGGACUGACAUUGACGUUCAGGACGAUCCAAACGUGUUGUCGGGAUGCGUUUGAGGAAACCAUGGUGGCGUUGUUGGGGCAUGUUUGGUCGAUGGAGUUUAAUGGUUCGGUGUUUCAGUUUAGACUCUCUCAGAAUGAUUCUAAUACUUAUGGCGUAUCAAAGAGACAGUUGUACAAGAUGCAUCCUCCCUUCACCAGUCCACAGAAGACGGAAACGUACGAUAGCUUCCCGUCGGAGUUUGUUGAAACGCCUGAAGAGUACGUUUAUUUUCCUACGGUUUGGCCGAAAUGUUCAUAUGUUAAUCUCCCUGGAUAUGAAUUUGACUGGAACACUGAUUCAUCUAUCUCUCUUCAGUAUGCUGACAUAACAAUAGGUCAUGAUAAAUUCAUUGAAAUAGACGAACAAAAUAUAAUAAUAUGCGUGGACACGAUAGAAGAGGUGUAUUCCAAAUACCAAGAUCCAGUCAGUCUGGCUGAAUAUAUUUUAACGAUAGUUUUCUCUAUUCUAUCCUUGAUCUGUUUGGCCUUGACUUUCAUCACAUACUGUACGUUCCCUUCCCUUCUUACCCUACCAACGAAGAAUACGAUGUGUCUGGUCGGGUUUCUCUUCUUGGCUCAGUUGCUGCUUCUGUUUGAGGAUGUGGCCCAUCGUGAUGAAACAGCUUGCAAAAUAUUUGGCGUUCUCCUACAUUACUUGUGGCUCACAGUUAUAUUGUGGAUGAACGUCUGCUCCUAUCACAUGUUCCACGUCUUUGUAGUCGAUAUUGGAAAACCGAUUGGUACCCAAGGUCAUCGUAGUCGUCUUGUGAAAUACUCUCUCUAUGCCAAUGGAUUGUCUCUUCUCAUUGUUCUCAUAACAAUAUUUUCCAAUCUCGGCAUGUCUUCCGGAAGCCAUAUCGGCUAUGGUGUAAACACCUGCUAUCUGAGUACGUCGCUUCUUGUCGGUGUUGCUUUUGUGGCUCCUCUAAGUGUCGUAAUCGUCAUGAACAUCAUAUUCUUCAGCGUCAGUGUCUGGACAAUGGCCAAGAUCAACAAAAUGAGUGCAAGUAUUAGGGCCGACAAGAGUCAGGUGCACAUCUACAUUAAGUUAUCCACACUGACUGGGAUCUUUUGGAUCCUUGCAAUCCUCGGCGAUGUUCUCCAGCAACAAUUCCUCAUUUACAUCUCCAUUGUCCUGAACGCCGGUCAGGGGAUCUUCAUCUUUAUCUCCUAUAUGGCAAACAAGAGGGUUCUUCAACUGUGGAGAGGCAAACUUUACAAAUACGUACCUACUGCCAACAGUCAAUCUUCUGAUCGAACGCUGACCACUCAGUUGUGAAUCACAAGGCAACAUUCUCUAAGAUCAAAGAUGUUUUCUAAGGUGUUACCAACUCCACAGUUAAUACAUCAUUUCCUAAUACUGUAAUUCUCUAUUCAUAUGAAUGGUUAUGUGAUGGUAACCUUCUUUAUAUCCUACAUUGAACAAUUGUUCAGUCCUUGUUGAAUUAAUACUGAUUCCUGUGGAAGAAUUCACUCCGUGUUGGAGCUCGACACUGAAGUUUGACGACUGGGAAAUGCCCUGUAUGGAGACACGUCUCGGCUUUUUGAAAGUGUUGGUCAUGUAUUUUUUACUGACGUUUUAUCGUCAGUAAGACGAAUUGGAGGACUCGAAACUUUGGGAUGUUGCACACAAUAUCCAAUCCGGGAAUUAACAAGAUUUAGGCGAGAGUUACCCAUCAAAUAGGAAGUUGUUCUGUUGAGAACUGCAACUUUUGGAAUAUGUCAUUCCACUGAUGCAGCAUCUGAGUGAAAGUCUGAAGUGUCAUCUUGGCUGCUCUCUGACGUGUCCCGUACCGUGUAUUCAGCCUUAUAUUCUGAUGUGUCGCCUGUCCUUGUACUAGUAAGUGUUCUGGGCCUAGAUUUUCGAAGCUCUCUUAUCGCUGAGAUCGUUGUAAGUUAAUGUUAAUGUAUGGCAGUUACGACUAUCUUAGAGCUAAGAGAGCUUCGAAAAUCUAGGCCCUGGGAUUUAGGUUUUGCCUUGUCCUCAAAAGUUUUAACUGCCUCGUCCUCUUACACCCUCUUUGUCUCGUCCUUUGCAUUAUCCUCUGCGGUGUCCUCUGAAUCGUCCCCUACUUACCCCUUGGCUUGACCCGUGACUUUUCCCCAGCCUUGUCUUCUGAACUUUCCACAGACCUGUCAUCAGACCUGACGGCUGAAGUGUCUGCUAAGGUAUUCUUUGUCCCAGCGGUUUAAACUGCCCUGCUAUAUAACUUGUCCUCUGAAGUUCGCACUGUCUUGGCCUCUUAGGUGUUAUUCCUUAAAGAUUUAUUCAGCCUUGUGCCCGAGCUGUCCCCUGCCUUGUCUAUUGUUGGGUCCUCUGAUUUGUCCUCUGGCGUGACCACUCCUUUGUUCCCUUGAGGUGUCCUCUGUCUUUACCUCUUACAUGGAGACUACCUUGUCCUCUCAGGUGUUGUGUACCUUGUCACCCGAAGUGUCCACUGCCUUGUCGUCUGAUGCUGCAGCCUCGGUGUACACUAAAGUGUUCUCUACGUUGUCCUUUGAUAUGGCCCCUACCUUGUCCCCCCGUAGUGUCGUGUGCCUUGUACUUCGAAGUGCCCUCUGCUUUGUUCUCUGAAGUGUCCUCUGCCUUGUCCUAUGACGUGGCCCUACCUUGUCUCUUGACGUGUCCACUGAGUAUAUCUUUUUCAUUUUACAAAUCUGGGGCCAGUAUGUAAAGUACCUACCCGAGUGAAAAAAAUGUGCAUCAGAUUUAAUAUAUUAAAUGUAACUUUCAAUUAAUUCUUCUGAAUACUCAUAAUCGAGGAAGAUUUGUUUUAACAGAUUUUAACCACAAUGUAUUUUCUGGAGUUAUAAAUCAACAGACACAGUGCAUAAAACGCCACGGAGGCAUAAAAAUAAAAUGUCGAAACCAUUGACUGUCAGCCUGUUGGUAACCAGGGACGCCUCAAUAGGGCCGUGGUGGGUCGCUAGGUGAGAGUGUCCUACAGAUUUCUCACAUGUUAUUAUAAGGGUUUGAUUGAUUGCCGUGUUAACGCUACCCGGACAAGGAACUUUAAUACGGGUAACGGUGAAAGGCAGAUCGUUGUCAGUGUUAGACACUGCAGUGUAAUAGGCGACAUUUUAGGAUUCAAGCUUCGUGUUGGGAUGUUUGGAAAGAGGGUAAGUUGAUAUAUAGCAUGUAUUUAUAGACGAAUUGUAAGUUCUCGUGUUUGUAUUAUAUAUCAGUAUAUUAGUAUUGUAGGACAAGUCCACAUGAUUAAACUUUUGGAUAUAUUUGAAAUGUGGUUAACUUACUCUAAAUCAAUAAGCCCUUUUAGUUAGUGUAUAUUAUCAACUAGCAUUCGCUUACUAGAGUGCGUUUAGCAAAAUUAAAUGUUGGAACAUGUAUACCUGUAUAUCUAAACUACUUGAUUGUGUUUAUAUGUAUGCGAUGUGUAUACUGUCAGGGCUUUUGCUUUGUAAUAGUUGUACAUCUUCUUUAAUGAGAUUCACAUUUGUGAAUGUUGUAUAUGUAUGUGUUAAUCAACACUUUGAUUUAAUAAGACAUGUUUUUUGCAGUACUUUUCCGAAAUACUAAACAAUAUAAUCUCCCCUUUACUCACAUUUACUAGUAAGACAAGGGAAGCCCGACAUGUGCUUCUCUUUUUUAUAUUCUCGUAAAUAUGGAUUGUUAUGCGUUACAUGUCCUUAACUGAUAAACAUUAACAUAUAGUA
Haliotis rubra (blacklip abalone) is the source of this 5429-nucleotide messenger RNA. RefSeq lists its product as uncharacterized. NCBI's taxonomy places the organism in Eukaryota, Metazoa, Mollusca, Gastropoda, Lepetellida, Haliotidae. The transcript is spliced from 3 exons. Gene Ontology annotation, biological process: cell surface receptor signaling pathway; G protein-coupled receptor signaling pathway. Gene Ontology annotation, molecular function: G protein-coupled receptor activity. Gene Ontology annotation, cellular component: membrane. The coding region runs from base 475 to 3033 and encodes 852 amino acids. The record is from RefSeq and is a predicted model, not a curated record.